UCUAAACCACGCCCCGUAUACCUGCGAGAACCAGGAAAUUACUUUGUUUGGACCUGGCGAGAUCAAAAUACUCACCGAAAAAUCUGUGUCGUUAAACUCCUCGUCGUCUCCUGUCUCCUCCACGUCCACAUCUACUCUUAUUAUCCUGCUGUGGAGACAUUUAAUCAGGAAACAGACGGAGUUUCACCUGCUUAUUUUAAACACCAGCACUAACCCCUGAGGGUUAAAAUACCUUUUACUGAGGGACCAGCCUGGCUCUGACCAGACCAGCACUGACCUGCUCAAGUCCGGCCGCAAGUUCUGCUGGUCCAGAGAAGCCCAGUACUUGUAUCUCCGCCGCCUGUCCUCGCGCAGCUACUCGGCUAUUAUGAUGAACCCGGUCAUGGAGGAGACCGUGUGGGAGCAGUACACCGUGACCCUGCAGAGGGAUCCAAAGAUGGGCUUUGGCAUCGCAGUGUCAGGGGGGCGGGACAACCCGAACGAGGAAAGCGGCGAGACGUCCAUCGUGGUGUCCGACGUCCUGCAGGGAGGACCUGCCGAUGGCUUGUUAUUUGAGAAAGACCGGGUGGUGCAGGUGAACGCCAUCUCCAUGGAGGGGGCCAUACACUCCUUCGCCGUCCAGACUCUCAGAAAAUGUGGCAAAGUUGCAAAAAUUACAGUGAAGAGGCCAAGGAAGGUUCCGGUCAACCUGCUGAACCGCCCCCCGUCACCCGACGACAGAGUCUUCAACAACGACUACAACGAAGAUUACAACUACGACCAGGACCGCCGCAGCGUGUACAGCGGGCGGAGUGGUGGCGGGCGUGACCACAGCCUGGAGAGGGAGCGAGGCGGCGGCUACAUGGAUUCUGGCUACCACACGCACGAGCGCGACUAUGACAGGGACUAUGACCGGCGGGAGCGUGGCAGGAGCAUGGAGAGGGACCUCAGCCCGGACCGGCAGUACAGGAGAGACGGCAGCAGGGGUCGCACUUUGGAUAGAGAGCGCAGCCCGGAUCGCCGCUACCGGAGCGACCACGUGCUGGACCGCGACUACAGCCCGGACAGGAGGUACCGCAGCGAGCGCGCGUUGGACCGAGACCACAGCCCGGAUCGGCGCUACCGCAGCGAACGAGCCCUGGAUCGGGAGUACAGCCCGGACAGGCGCUACCGCAGCGAGCGAACCCUGGACCGCACCAACAGCCCCGACCUGCGCUACAAGCAAGACAGCCACAGCCCGGGACGAGGCCACGGGCGCGACCACAGCUUCGAACGAGGGCGGGAACGCAUCUCCAGUGAACCGAGGAAGUACGAUGAGCCGAUAAGGCGAAGCGGGAGCAGGGAUCGCUUGGACCGCUCGCCAUCACCCGCCGCCAUGCCCAUCCCUCUGCCACGCCCGAUCCGGGACCUGGAGCCGCUGGAGAAACCGCUGAAUGUGCUGCUGCUGAAGAACCGACCCAACGAAGAGUACGGCCUUCGUCUGGGCAGCCAACUCUUCAUCAAGGAGAUGACCAGCACUGGACUCGCCAGCAGAGACGGGAACCUGCAGGAGGGAGACAUUAUACUGAAGAUUAACGGCACCGUGACGGAAAACCUGUCCCUGAGCGACGCCGGGAAGCUGAUCGAGAAGUCUCGCGGGAAGCUGCAGCUGGUGGUGCAGAGGGACAAACGGCAGGUGCUGAUCCGAGUCCCCCCGAUGGUCGACAGUGACUCGGAGCUCGAUGAUAUCUCAGAGAUCGAGUCCUACCGCUCCUACUCGCCCCAGGACGACAGGCGGGGCCAACCCUCUGACCUGUCCUCACACUCGUCCAAUGAGAGGCUCAGAGAGAAGCCCAGAGAGGAACCGCCCAACAGGCUGGCAAAAAUGGGCGCCAUGCCAACACCGUUCAGAGGUGCCGACAGAGCCGUAGAGGACACGCCCCCUUUGCAGGCCGAGAGGGAGGAAGCACGACCAGAAACGCCACCAGUGCCAGCAGUCACUGUAGCCCCGAAGGUUCAUGCUCCUCCCAAGGUGCCAGUAAAGCCGAGCAUGGAGGACCAGGAAGUCUAUGGACCGAACACGGUGAUGGUGCGUUUCCAGAAGGGCGACAGCGUGGGCCUAAGGCUGGCGGGAGGAAACGACGUCGGCAUCUUCAUCGCCGGCGUUCAGGAGGACAGCGCCGCUGAGCAGGAGGGACUCCGCACGGGGGAUCAGAUCAUGAAGGUGAACAACAUGGACUUCAGAGGCAUGGUGCGAGAGGAUGCUGUCCUCUACCUCCUGGAGAUUCCCAAGGGAGAGGAUGUGACCAUUCUUGCUCAGAGUAAACCUGAAGUGUACAAGGACAUUUUAGCGUCUGGCAGAGGCGACUCUUUCUUCAUCAGGACCCACUUUGAGUAUGAGAAGGAGGCUCCACAGAGUCUUCCCUUCUCCAGAGGGGAGAUCUUCAAAGUGACGGACACGCUUUACGAUGGCAAGCUGGGCAACUGGCUGGCAAUCCGCACCGACAAAGACAACCAGCUGCUGGAGAAAGGAAUCAUCCCCAACAAGAGCAGAGCUGAGCAAAUGGCCAACGUCCAGAACGCUGCCCGGGCCGCAUCAGGCAACGACAGAGGAGACUUCUGGAGGCUGAGAGGUCAGAGGGCGGCCAAGAAGAAGGAUCUCCGCAAGAGCCGAGAGGACCUGAGCGCUGCUCCGGUCACCACACGAUUCCCUGCCUACGAGAGAGUGGUUUUACGUGAAGCUGGAUUCAAGAGGCCUGUGGUGAUAUUUGGUCCCAUUUCUGAUGCAGUAAAUGACAAACUGGCCGCUGACAUGCCGAACGACUUCGUCAUUGCCAAAACGGAGCCUAAGGAUGCAGGAAGUGAGAAAUCCUCCGGGGUGGUGAGGCUCAACACCAUCCGACAAAUCAUUGAACAGGACCGCCAUGCUCUUCUGGACGUGACUCCCAAAGCUGUAGACACUCUGAACUACACCCAGUGGUAUCCCAUUGUCAUCUUCCUGAACCCCGACAGCAAGCAAGGUGUCAAGACCAUGAGGAACCGCCUCGUACCCGGGUCCAGCCGCAGUGCACGCAAACUGUACGAGCAGGCCGUCAAGCUCAGGAAGACCUGCUCACACCUGUUCACCGCAACCAUCGACCUGAACUCGGCCAACGACGCGUGGUAUGGCAGCGUGAAAGAGUCUAUCCAGGAACAGCAGGACAGAGCUGUGUGGGUGUGUGAGGGCAAGCUGGACGGUUCAGAGGAGGACCUGGAUCUCCACGACGACCGCAUGUCCUACCUGUCGGCGAUGAGCGCCGACUACCUGAGCAUGGACAGCCGUCUGACCAGCGACUACGAAGACACGGCCGACGAGGGCGGGGCUUACACCGACAACGAGCUGGACGAGACGCUGGACGAUUCCCAGCCCGUGUCGGCCAUCAGUCGAUCAUCGGAGCCCGUGCUGCCAGACGAGAAGCUUCACCCUGAACCCCGGGCUCGUAUGAGGAGGUCAGGGAGCAGAGAGGUGCUGAACAGAGAGCCCAGCCCUCCCCCUUCGUUUGUCCCUGAACCCCCGAAGGUGCGGGCUCAGACUCGGACUGACUCAACGCGGAGCUAUGACUCACACUCCAGCAGCACCAUCAGCAGCGACGCAGCGGGCGGAAACAAGCCGCUGCCCCCUCCCGUCGCCCUGAAGCCCACCGUCCCCCGUCUGAACCAGCACACAGAGGAGCAGAGCCCGGGGAAGGAGGAGGAGGAUCCCGCCAACAAAUCCUUCCUGGGCAAGAUUCAAGCGUUUGAGAAGAUGGACCACCUGGCUCGAGCUCAGAGACUCCUGGAGCUGCAGGAGGCAGAAAACGCUCGGCUGGAAAUCGCCCAGAAGCAUCCAGACAUCUACGCCAUCCCAGUGAAGCUGCCAAAACCCAACCUCAACCGUCCUCAGCCAAUAGGUUCGAGCUCCAACCCCGAGCCCCAGACGCCGUCCAGGACGCCGUACGCAGAGACGAGAGGAUACGAUGACGACGACGAGGCCGAGUACCGCAGACAGCUGGCCGACCAGACCAAGAGAGGGUACUACAACCCGCAGAAAUACAAGGACACUGAGCUGUAGGCCAGGAAAACCAGGAAGUGGCAUUUUCAUCAUCCUAGAGCUCUUCGCCAUGGUAACAGCUUACACAGCUUCACCUAGUUGGGAACUCUCUGGACAUUUUGUUUGUAGUCAGGCUCCUGGAAAGACAUCUAGUUUCAACACUAAUUUCAGACACUUUUCAACGCUGUUGUCUCACAAAAAGGUUCCUUCACACCUGCGCUGGUUCUUCUUAUGGACCUUUUCACACCUGAUGUUUCAGCGUGUGUAUAUACAGUACAUAUAUAUAUAAAUAUAUAUAUUGUUUUUAUGUGUCUGAAAAGAUUUUUGUUACAAGCAAGUCUUUAUCGUGCCCCAUUACACCAACACCAAGCCCCAGUUUGUGCCUCUUGUGCCGUUACAUUCAAAGUCACAGAACUGAGCGUCGGUUUUUCUGACAAAUAAAAUUUUUCUGCAGUUAUGUAAUACAUUCAUUUGAGUUAAUGGAUGCAUUAUGCCUCUGCAGAAAAUAACAGAAACAGAACAAGGUCAGAUGGCUUUUCCAGCUGCCAUCUUUGUUUUGGUCAGGAACGAGUCACAAUUGGUUAAAAAUCUUUUUGAAUAUUAUGGAAAUGCCAUCACAACAGUAUUAGGUGUUGUUUAACAAACUUGUUGUUUCAGUGCUCGUCGGGGAGUUAUCUUUCAGGAAGGACAGAGGAUUAGCUCUGUUAGCGGGAUGUAAUGGAGACACGUGAGAGGCAGAAACUGGAGCUAGCCAACAUCAUGCUGCACCCACACCAUAGAGUGUUGUAGACUGUGUUUGCGUGCAAUCAAAAAGUUCUGAGACUGCGCAAAGACAGGCGAAAUCUUGUCUAUCAUCUGUAAGUGGUCACAAAAACACCUUAAUCUAACAUGGAAUAUUGACUAACGAAGGUUAUUUCUCUCACUUGGUGUAUGAGCAUUUCUGUGCUGCACUCAGAAGAGUCUCAGAAAUUUUUGAUCGCACCUCGGACAGUGUUAACAGCUGCUCUGAGGUCAGACAGGUGUUAGUCUCCCUCUUCUCACCUCUCUCCUGCCAAGUUGUCUCUGAUUUAUCGCUGGCCUCUACAUUCCUUGUUGUACACUACACUGUAAAAAGUGCCUUGCAGCUCAGAUUUCACUUCAGAAAGAACAAAAAAGGGGUUAUAUUCACCAAUUUUCGAUGUCACAGAUUUCACUGUUAAAAAAUAUUGGUGUAAAGGAAGCAGCGCAGCAUAAAUCUGACGUUUCUGUUCGUCUUUACUGUUUUUACACAGAGACAAUCACAUUUUUAUUGUGUCUAAUGUUUUUAUAUUGAAUAUUUGCUGAACUCAGUCAAGUCUUUGUACACGGGAGUAUUGGGAACGUGGUGAUGACAAUCAUGUUGGUUGAUUAGUUUCUUUAAAAUGUCUGUUAGUUUCUGAUUUUCUUUUUUUUUUUUAGUUUGUGAUAUCCUGAGUGUUACAGGACUCUUGGAAAAACUCUAAUAAAUAAAUCUUUCUUUUUUUA
This is a messenger RNA of Lates calcarifer (barramundi perch), 5530 nucleotides long. It is a transcript of the gene tjp2a, whose product is annotated as tight junction protein 2a (zona occludens 2). The transcript is spliced from 26 exons. Gene Ontology annotation, cellular component: plasma membrane; bicellular tight junction. Gene Ontology annotation, molecular function: cell adhesion molecule binding. Lineage: Eukaryota; Metazoa; Chordata; Actinopteri; Centropomidae. The coding region runs from base 368 to 4048 and encodes 1226 amino acids. The record is from RefSeq and is a predicted model, not a curated record. Gene Ontology annotation, biological process: cell-cell junction organization; establishment of endothelial intestinal barrier; cell-cell adhesion.